Molecule: messenger RNA, 841 nt
Organism: Saccostrea cuccullata (small rock oyster)
Lineage: Eukaryota; Metazoa; Mollusca; Bivalvia; Ostreida; Ostreidae
Product: germinal-center associated nuclear protein-like
Exons: 6
Biological process (GO): mRNA export from nucleus
Cellular component (GO): cytoplasm; nucleus; transcription export complex 2
Source: RefSeq, a predicted model, not a curated record
AGAGACCCAACAAUUAAGACCAGAAGUUUGGAACUCGACUUUAAUUAACUAUGCCCUCAAAGUUUAUGCAGCCCUCAACAGUAAUAACUAUGUCAGGUUCUUCCGUCUUGUUAGAGAGGGAUCCUUUCUCUGCUCCUGUAUUCUUCACAGAUAUUUUACUCAAGUUAGGAAAAAAGCAUUAUAUAUCCUGGUGAAGGCACAUCACAAGGGAGUACAGCUACCUUUGGAGGAUUUAGUGAGGAGCCUGAGUUUUGAUGACCAGAGUGAGGCUGCCCAUUUCUGUCAGUUCUUUGGACUGACCACAGUGGACAACUGUGUGACUCUGGAUAAGGCAACCUUUAUUGAACCAGAAGAAAACUGGUGCCCACAACGAUCAGCUCUCAUAGAAAGAAAACUCAACACAUCUAUUGGUGAGGCUAUCUAUGGAGGUCCAUUACCAGCUUUCUCUUUACCAGAGCCUGAGAACAGCUUUGAUAACAAUGGGAAAUAUAUUGGGCAGAUCAUCAUCAAAGAUUCAGAUUUUGUGGAUUCUCCAAGGAAGGAUGCAGUCAGAGGAUACAAUGUCCCUGAUCAAACAUCUGUGUCUACAGAUAAAAUGGCUGUUCCACAACCUACUGUUGCUCCAAAAGUCAAGGUUACUUACACAAAUGAGGAAGUGAAGGAGACUGCCAAAUUUUUAUUCUGGGAGGUCAUAGACAUCAUGUGUUUAGAGAUUGGACAGGAAGCAAAGCGUGAGGUGGAUAAGCUAAUGGACAUCUCACAAUCCUUGUAUGAUUCUAUCACAGGAGAGGUGUUCGCUGAAUCUGUGUCGUAAGUUUAUUUUCAAAAAUAAACUUGACAA